UCUCCCAGGUGCUCAUUAGGAGGAUUGCAGUGGUAAGGAAGUGACUAUGGAGUGUGAAGCUGCUGCUUCAAGAGAGUUUCCUGCUCGUCUGCUGUCUGUGUGCAUCCUACAGCUCCAGGAGGCAGGCAUUAAUUGGGCUGUUCCUUUCCCUUCUGGCAAUGGGAGGUCUUCUUGGCAAGAACAGGAGGCUCUGUGUGUUCCCUAAGAAAGUUAUUUUCUGUAAGACCAAGGGGAAAAGGGCAUCCAGGACUGCAGGUACAUCCUGUGAUGCUUCAACAUGGACUGGAGAGAACCAUUUUUAUUCAGCACGCAUAGGAAGGACCCCCAGAGCCCCCGAGCCUUCUUUUGCAGAGUCAGAUUCCUUAAACACCCCUGAAGGUGAAUCUGCUGCCCAAGCUAGAAAGGACACAGGAGCUGCAUCUCUGCACAUACAACAUACUGAGGCCCUGCUUUGUGCCUCUUCUAGAGAUGCACACAAUAGUGAGGAGAGACAGGACCCUGAAACCAAACCCAGUACAGAGGGGGUGAAGAACCAGGAACCUGCUGAACAGCCAAAACAAGAAGCCCAAUCUGCCAGAGGCAAUCUACAAGAGAGGGGUAAAGCUCCAGCUGAUGAGCAUCCUACUAGUGGCUGGGUACCCCACGAGCAACUCAGCUGCAGGGAUGAAGAAGUGAGGAUUCUUACAGAGACAACUGUGAAGGCUGAAGUCCAUGUGUGUGCUGAAGCCCAAGGUGAGGUUCAGCCUGCUGGAGUGGAGUCCAGGCUGUCAAUUCCUGCAGAAGAAGAUGUGACAGUUCUGUGUGAUUCAGAGGAAACUUGUAAGGGAAAGGAUCAUCAGGAAGUGCAUGUGGAGAAGGCAGCUGAGUCCCCAGCUGCUCUGUGUACAAUGCAGGAGACAGAGCUGCUUCUGAAGACCAUGGAGACAAGAGAAGACAUUGCAAGUAUGCAGAGAUCUGCAGGAGAAGAGAAAACACACUUUGCUGCUAAAGCCUCACCUGAUCCCCAGUUGGAACAUGAUAAAGAGGUUCCUCUUCAUGAGUAUAUGGAGGAAAACCCUUCUGAAUUGGAGCAAGCUGAAGAACAGACUGAGGUUGGUGAUGAUGGACAAACACCAAAUGAAAUACCAUGCUGCCUGGUAGAAACCCAGGCUGCUCUGCAGGAUAAGGAAGAGAUCAAAGCUAGCGAUGAGGGAAAACAGCCUGCUGAUGAGGAAUGCUGAAAUAGCACAUGGAGCCUGGUGCAGCAACCACUGAGCAGGCUGAGGGUUUGUCUGCAGCAAAGCAAAGAAUCUGCUGCCUUGAUCCUGCAAGGAACCAGGGUGGACAAUCAGUGGGAGUUUGUAUCCUAAAGGGCACAGAGGGCAGGUUGUUUAUGGAGCCUGCUUUAGGAAGUGGGACUGAACAGCAAGUUGGUGCACAGCUUUCCAUAGGUGGCACCAACCCCCUUCUUUCCCUAGCAAGGGGGUGAUGAAAGGACACACUUACAUUUCAGUACAAAAAGUAUAUUUAUGUAUAUUUUUUUUCCACAUGCACGUAUACCUGAGCUAGGGUUAUGGAUUUUGUAAUUCUAUCCCUCUGUGUAACUACAAAGGCAUAUUAAUUAUACUUGUCUGUGCACCUCACUCUGACCAUCACUGUUUGAAGCUCUGUUGAAAUGCUGUGUGGUCUGCAAUGCAACUGGAACCAAUAAAUGGGCAUCUUUUAAUGCUUGUUGAUGCA
This is a messenger RNA of Phasianus colchicus (ring-necked pheasant), 1719 nucleotides long. RefSeq lists its product as uncharacterized. The record is from RefSeq and is a predicted model, not a curated record. NCBI's taxonomy places the organism in Eukaryota, Metazoa, Chordata, Aves, Galliformes, Phasianidae.